ACCCCGGGAUAUAUCCCUCGCCCGUUCAGCGUUCCCAUCCAUCCAGUCAGGCGACAGGCCCGUGCCAACACCCUUACAUCCACUUGCCCCCCAACCCUUCUUUGUGGGUGAGUCCGCCUCGCCCUGAGUAGGAUCAGCCAUGGCAAACGAACACUCCAUCCCCAUUGGGGUCGCGUACGACGAUGCGGCCCAUAUUCAUGGGCCACAGUCCCCAGAAGACCGCCAGAACGACGUGAUGGAAUCAACAGAGAAGCCUGACGAGGACCGCCUCGAGGACAGCUUGUCACCAAACACCGCUGUAGAGGAGCAGGAUGACCUCUCAGAUGAUUCCACACCUCCUGUCCCGCCGGUGCCUCGCCAGCUCUCGUCCCGGGCUUCUCGCACCCGCAUUCGAAGAGGUCAACCUAAGAGCUACGACUCAGAUCCUCAGACUUAUGGUCAAGACAUGUCGCGCAUGAUGUCCUCGAGGUCCAACCGCCCUAGGUUUCAGGACGAGAUGUAUGAAAGCGACCCUCACUACGGCUCCGACCGUGCAUGGAGGGAGGAGAUUCGACAUCCAGAUUAUCAAGAUCGCCGAUAUAUGAACCGUGGGAAGCCGCCAAGGGCCUUUCUCAACAAUCAGCAGAGCCCAGGCACGAAACAGUGGGUGGAGGAGUCACGAUCCUAUCAUGACCCAUUCUCGCCCAUGCAGCCCCCAAAGCGUUUCUACACCUUUGAUGAGGAACAAGGCUACGGCCCAGGUUACCCCGGGGGCUACAACCAUCGCCAGACCUUCUCAACCGACGACAGCCCCCGAAUCCAGUGGAACAGCCUCACAAAGGAACAGAAGGCCGAGGUUCUUCGUCUACCCUGGCUGCAGUGGAUGAAUUCGGACUUCAAGAACCACUUUGUCGCCAGUCUGGGAGAGUUCGUCGGCACGACCAUGUUUCUCUUCUUUGCCUUCGCCGGCACCGAGGUCGCCAACAUCGCAUCGAACGCCAACGGCUCAAACAACUCUUCAGACUCCAACACAACAACCGGUGCAUCGACCGGUUUCAAUGUCAAUGUGCUUCUAUACAUUGCGCUCUCAUUUGGCUUCUCACUCAUGGUGAACGUCUGGAUCUUCUUCCGUAUCAGUGGUGGAUUGUUCAACCCGGCCGUGACAGUCGCCCUGAUGCUGAUCCGCGCUAUUUCCGUCUUCCGUGCCAUCGCUCUGUUCAUCUCCCAGAUCCUCGGUGGUAUCAUGGCAUCGGUCCUCGUGCGGUAUUUGUUCCCUGAGAAUUUCAACGUGCGAACCACCUUGGGAGGCGGAGCCAGCAUCGCGCAAGGCAUCUUCAUUGAGGCGCUUCUCACUGCCGAGCUGGUAUUCACCAUUUACAUGCUUGCGGCCGAGAAGCACAGGGCAACUUUCAUGGCGCCCAUUGGCAUCGGCCUGGCGCUCUUCAUUGCUGAGAUGGUCGGCGUGCAGUUCACUGGCGGCUCUUUGAACCCGGCGCGCAGCUUUGGCCCCUGUGUGGUCACGGCUACGUUCGAUCCGGAACAUUGGAUCUACUGGGUCGGUCCGUUCAUUGGGGCCCUGAUUGCCUGGAUGUUCUACCGUUUCAUCAAGGCGCUUGAGUACGAGAUGGUCAACCCUGGUGCAGACGGCGACCCGCUCAAUGAUCCCACCAAGAAUCCGGAGAAGGCAGCUGAGAUCAAAAUCGCAAGGCAGAAGACCAGCUUGUCGAGCAUGAAGACGUCAUGAGCGACUUGACCAUCCACACCUAAAUGAUGCCUCUGUCCAAAAAAAAAAAGUACAACUAAAAACUAAUAUUCGAUACCGUCAUUUGCAUGAAUGGAAGACAUGAAGAUAAUUUCCAGGAGGUGGCGAGGAGCUGGUUAGCCCGCGGACAGAUCGGCCUAGGGCCUGGGCUUUUUUUGGCUUUUGGUUUCACCUUGGAAUCCUUUUUCGUCUUUUGCAUUUGCAACUUUCAAAUUGUAAUUUGCAAUCACGUACACACCCACACACACACGAGGCGUUCAUAGAGAGGACCCCUAUGGCGAUGACUACGACGAUGACGAUUUCACAAGCGGUUGCUCUGUACCGGGGCAACGGGGUUGAGACAGUAAACGGCCUGGGCAAG
This is a messenger RNA of Diaporthe batatas, 2102 nucleotides long. RefSeq lists its product as uncharacterized. The record is from RefSeq and is a predicted model, not a curated record. Gene Ontology annotation, biological process: transmembrane transport. The transcript has 4 exons. Gene Ontology annotation, molecular function: water channel activity. Gene Ontology annotation, cellular component: plasma membrane. The coding region runs from base 140 to 1723 and encodes 527 amino acids. NCBI's taxonomy places the organism in Eukaryota, Fungi, Ascomycota, Sordariomycetes, Diaporthales, Diaporthaceae.